AUGCCUAGAAAAAGAACUCAGCUUUCACGACAGACAGCUACGGCAAAACGGCUGCGACUUUUGCGCAGCAAUGAAACAGCGGAUGAAACUAUGCAUAGGUUGGAUACUCAACGAGCGAUCAAUGAACAAAGCCGUGCUAGAGAAACUAGUGUUGAGCGUUCGCAGCGGUUGGCCUCACAAAAUUUCCGAACUUCGCCAAACCAACAACGGGAAUCAAGUGCUGAACGUUCCCAACGUUUGGCUUCACAGAAUUCCCGAACUUUGGCAAACCGUGAACGGGAAUCAAGUGCUGAACGUUCCCAACGUUUGGCUUCACAGAAUUCACGAACUUUGGCAAACCGUGAACGGGAAUCAAGUGCUGAACGUUCACAACGUUUGGCCUCACAGAAUGCCCGAACUUUGGCAAACCGCGAACGGGAAUCAAGUGCUGACCGUUCUCAUCGAUUAGCUCAGCAAAAUGCACGAUCAGCAAGGAAUAGAACCCGCAGGCAACAUAAUUCAUUGAAUUCUGCAUUUGCUUAUGAUUGUACUCUUGACUAUGCUGAGCUAAAUGAUACUGAUAUUGGCAGAAUGGAUAAGAUAUGCAAUUUAUGCCAAGCAAAAAAAUGGGUAGCUGAAGCUCCUGGACUAUGUUGUAGUGGUGGCAAAGUAAAUAUACCUAAAAUACCGGAACCAACAUUAGUUUUUAAAGAAUUGAUAUCAGGCUCACAUCCAUCCUCAAAGCAUUUUUUAAAUCACUCAAGACAAUAUAAUACACUUUUUCAGAUGACUUCAUUUGGAGCCAAAGAAAUUCGUGAGGGAAACUUUAUGCCCACUUUUAAAGUCCAGGGUCAAGUUUAUCAUUUGAUCGGUAAUUUACUUCCAGCUGAAGGUGCACAACCAGAAUUUUUACAAAUAUAUUUUGUUUCUCAUGCAGAUCAGGUAUCUUUGCGCUCAAAUAUAAACCCAACCUCGCAAACCGACCUUAUCGACGCUCUACAAACGUAUCUUCACGAUCAUAAUACGUAUAUUCAAAGUUUUAAAUAUAAUCUCGAAAAUAGACCAACGGAUGAUUUGAAACUUAUUAUUCAUGCUGAUGUGAAACCUCAUAACGGGCAUCGAGGUCGGUAUAAUGCACCCAUAGUAGAUGAAGUAGCUGUUUUUUUAAUAGAUGAAGACAAAGGUCCCCGAGAUAUUGUGUUAAAUGCGAGAGAUGGUCGACUUCAACGAGUUUCUGAAAUUCAUAGAUCUUAUGACCCACUUCAAUAUCCUUUACUGUUUCCCUUUGGAAAUGACGGAUACUGUAUAAAUAUUCCACAGCAGAAUACUGCUGCUAGAUCUAAAACUGUAUCAUGUAUGCAGUUUUAUUCCUUUAGACUCAUGGUUAGAAAAGAGUUCAUUCAUUUAAGAGAUGCCGUGGUUAAUGAUGGCAAUAUAAACGCUUCUAACAUUGGCCAGCAGGUUAUAUUGCCGUCGUCAUUUACAGGAUCCCCCAGAUACAUGAAUGAGAAAAGUCAAGAUGCCAUGACAUAUGUCAGGAAGUUUGGAAGACCAGAUCUCUUUAUUACAUUCACAUGUAACCCCGAAUGGCCAGAAAUAAAAAUUGAAUUAUUACCUGAUCAAAAUUCUUACGACAGACAUGAUUUGGUUUCUAGAGUAUUUCAUUUAAAACUCAAGAAAAUUAUAGACAUAGAAGAAAAAUAUCUUUGGACCAUCGAAAGCCUUCGUUUACAGCUACAACCAGAUUCUAUAGAUGCAAUAAUAUCGGCUGAAAUACCUGAUGAACAGCAAGAUCCAAUUCUUUAUAAUAUUGUCAUAAAAAAUAUGAUACAUGGUCCUUGCGGAUUUCACAAUCCUGCAUCACCAUGUAUGAAAGAAAACAUUUGUUCUAAAAAGUACCCAAGGCAUUUUAUUUCUGAAACACAAACCGGGGAUGACGGUUACCCAACUUACAGGCGCAGGUCUCCAGAUAAUGGUGGAAACACCGCAAUAAUUCGUGUCAAAGGUACAGAAAUGAGCGUGGAUAAUAGGCUCUGA
Molecule: messenger RNA, 2016 nt
Organism: Athalia rosae (coleseed sawfly)
Lineage: Eukaryota; Metazoa; Arthropoda; Insecta; Hymenoptera; Athaliidae
Exons: 4
Coding region: 1-2016 (671 amino acids)
Source: RefSeq, a predicted model, not a curated record